AUGGAUGAGAAGCAGUUAAAAGCAAGCUUAAUGAAGUAUUUCGGAGAGACAGCAGCAAAAAUAACCAAAGAAACAACCGAAGAUGAGAUCAAACACAUUUAUGCUGCACGGUCAGCAACAUAUGACGAGGUACUCUAAAAUAGUAAAAUAAUAAUAAUAAUGGUCUGGGGGACCAUGUGGCACAUCGCCGUUGACCCACCGGACACCUGAUCCAUUAUUCAGGGCUGCGUUUCUCGAAUGUUCCAGUACUACUGGAACAUUCGGGUCCCGCUGCAACAUUCCUAGAUCCCAAUUGAGGGAAUAAUAGUGCAGUCUUAGUAUAGGUAAUCAUAUGAUUUCGAGUACAAUUUGGAAUAAAUGAGCAUCAGUUAAUUUUUCAAAGACUAACCGUAAAGCUACCGGAGCUCUCGAGGAAAAGGUGCCCAAGGCGACACUAGACUACUGUUGCAGUUAUCGAACAACCAAUCUUAAUAACCAGCUUGAACUUUCUCAUCAUAUAGGAACAUUCAGCGGCGCACACUUCAUAUUUCAAGCCACUAGCCGAAUCUUUGCAUAACGCCCUUAAAGAAGUUAAACAGGACAAACCAAAGGAUCAGAUCAAAAUCAUUGACGUUGGAGCUGGGACAGGGCUUAUAGGAGUUGAGCUCAAGAAACUCGGAUACACCAAUCUAUGUGCUUUGGACAUCUCAGCUGAGAUGUUAAAGGAAGCAAAGAAAAAAGGGGUCUAUACUGAGUUCAUCUGUACGUCUUUGAACGGGCAGCCGAUACCUCAGAUUGAAUCUGGGCAAUUCGAUGCUUUGAUUUGUGGUGGGGCGCUCAUUGCAGGGCUUAUCGACUCCUCUGCUUUCGUGGAGAUGAUAAGAAUGGUUCAAACUGGUGGGUCUUUCGUAGGAGUUUACCGAGGCACAAGCAAGGAUGUCUUCGGGGAGUCUGUUCUGUGGCUAAUUGUUGGACUAAAGAAUCAUUUAGUCGCGGUUUCAAAGCAAUCUCUUUUUGAAUCUUUCAAACACUGUAAAAAAAGAAACAAUUACAACAAAAACGGACACUAGCCUUUAGACAUUAUACUUUGAUAAACCUUUGAGGGAAUAAUAAUGUUUUUAAGCAAAAAUGAAAAAAAAAAAGGAUCAUUUUAGAUUGAAGACAUAUCAGGAUUUUAAAAAAGGAAAAAACGUUUAAAAUCCUAUCAAAAGUUUUUUGUUUGGUUGUUUUUGUUUUUUGAAAACUCAAACUGUGAGAUGAAUCAGGUAGUGAAGACUCACCUAACACCCUUCAAGAUAAAUUCCCUUAACAUCUGGCAUCUGACCCGUAAAUCUUCUUCUAGGGUCAAAUGUUCUCUAUGCAAAUUCGUUUAAAGAACAUCUUGAUAUAUCAAGAUCACGCGCUCAAGCUGGUCUCUUCAACUUCUCUUUGGAUGAUAUUACAGUUUAUAGGCUAACCCUUUAACUCCCAUGGGUGACCGAGACAGACUUUCUCCUUACAGUAUCAAUAUGAUAUCAAGCAGACAAGUAAUUGGAAAACAAAAGAAGAUGUAAAUGAGGGUAUUAUUGGUUAGUCCUACACCAAAUUCUCCUAACUAACAUCAUAGGAAUUAUAUGACAGACAUUAAAGAGAAUUACUAAAGAGAUCUUAGGAGUGAAAGGAUUAACGAACUCUGAGAGUUAAAUCUAAUAAAUACAUGGACAAAUAGGAAAAAGGAUGGAAAUUUCCCAUGAUAAGAUCUUACAAGAAACACACUAAAUUCCUAUGUGAACUUCUUUGCAGAUGGCGUCCUCUGUUUCAAUAUAAGGAAAGAGGAAUUAGAACACUAUCAAGAAAUGAUGACAGAGCUGGAGAAAGACGGCGAUUGGAUAUGCAUGUCCAAAGAGUCUUCACCUUUCUAUGCAGCCGAGGACAUGCCCAGCGAUUGCUAG
Pocillopora meandrina is the source of this 1910-nucleotide messenger RNA. NCBI's taxonomy places the organism in Eukaryota, Metazoa, Cnidaria, Anthozoa, Scleractinia, Pocilloporidae. The record is from the annotation of a GenBank genome assembly.